AUGCCAGACUUUGACCUCGGGGAGUCCAUCCCCCCCGAUACAGCUCAUGCUGUGAGCGUCUCGCUCCCAACAUGGAGAUCAAACGUGGGCUAUGAAGAGGGCGAGGACUGGGUUGUUAACCGCAUGGCAACCGGCUAUCCUCGUUUUUUCAUACACAAGAGUAUCCAAAUUCUAGCCAGUGAUAUCGUGGCGAGGUUUGGUCCCAAGGACGCCAGGGCCCUUCUUUUCCCAACGCGCAAAACCGCUGCGCGUUGUGUGGAAUUUGUCAAGAGGCUCGCUCCUCCAGCAGUUUCGGCCGCGCUCGAGACGGUCCACCUGGUCCUUGACAGGACAAAGCCGGGCACAGAAGCAUUAGCGCCCUUAUCCCCCGCCAUCUCGGCCGUCAUUUUCCCGCAGGACGCCUAUCCGUUUGUGAAACAGUAUUGGCAACACACCGGCGACGGCGCGUCCAGCCGCAGGGCUGAGUUCUGCCAUGGCCUGCUGAAGGAGGGCCUCCUGCGCUUGGAUGACGACGACGGGGCGUCCAGGGGCUCUGUCCCCGCGAGCCCCGUCAGUCCCGCUGUCCCAUCGAGCCCAAAACCGUGUAGGGGCCCAAGACGCUACCAGCGGCCAGCGUCCUUUGACAUGCCCAAGGCGCCGGCGACUCCACCCUCGCCGCCACCACAAAACAACAGCUCUGACCGGGACUCGGGCAUCGGGCCCGACAUCCAGGAGACGUCGCGCUUCCUAGAGGAGCGCUUCGGCAGGAACCUGGACGUGUCGUUCGUCGAGCCCGCCAGAUCGGCUAUCAAGAGGCGCAUCGCUGGCGCCCUGCGCAGUGACCGCGAGCUCUCCAUGACGCCCCUGCCCGAGAGGGAAAUGGAGUCCAACACGCGCGGCAUCGCCAACCUCCGCGAGGACGAUGUCUACCUCUUCUCAUGCGGCAUGAACGCAAUCUUCAACGCACACCGCGCCCUGCUCGGCGCCCGCGGCGGCCAUCUGAAGAGCAUCAACUUUGGCUUUCCCUACGUCGACACGCUCAAGAUUCUCGAAAAGUUUGGUCCCGGCUGCGUCUUUUACGGCCACGCGUCGGAAGCUGACUUGGACGAUCUGGAGCGGCGCCUGCAAGGAGGCGAGCGGUUCCUAGCCUUGUUCUGCGAGUUUCCCGGUAAUCCGCUGCUGACGUGCCCCAACCUGGUGCGCAUCCGGCAGCUAGCCGACGCCUACGACUUCGCUGUGGUGGUGGACGAGACGAUCGGCACUUUUGCCAACAUCAACGUGCUGCCUUAUGCCGACGUGGUGGCGUCGAGCCUGACCAAGAUCUUCUCGGGCGACUGCAAUGUCAUGGGCGGCAGCGCCGUGCUCAACCCCAACGGGCGCUACUACCGCGCGCUCAAGGACUUUGCGCGCGCUGAGUUCGAGGAGAAGGAUUCCUACUGGCCCGAGGACGUCAUGUUCAUGGAGCGCAACAGCCGUGAUUUUGCGUCGAGAAUCGACAGGAUCAAUUCCAACGCCGAAGCCAUCUGCGAGGCGCUCCGCCAGAGCCCACUGAUCAAGAGCAUCUUUUACCCAAAGUUCAACGAGUCGAGGGCCAACUACGAGGCGUGCAAGGUGCCCGGCGCCGGAUACGGGGGGUUGAUCUCCGUCGUCUUCCACCGCUGCGAGCACGCCAUGGCCUUUUACGACGUCCUCAACACGGCCAAGGGUCCCAGCCUGGGCACAAACUUCACUCUCACCUCCCCCUACGUGCUGCUGGCGCAUUAUCAGGAACUCGACUGGGCCGAGGGUUUCGGCGUCGACCGCGACUUGAUCCGCAUCAGCGUCGGCUUGGAGGCGACGGAGCAUCUGGUCAGUGUGUUCAAGGCGGCGCUCGACGCAGCGGGGAAAAGCAGUAACGGGCAGCUAGAGUAG
Messenger RNA from Canariomyces notabilis, 1890 nucleotides. RefSeq names its product PLP-dependent transferase. Gene Ontology annotation, biological process: transsulfuration. The record is from RefSeq and is a predicted model, not a curated record. Gene Ontology annotation, molecular function: cystathionine gamma-synthase activity; pyridoxal phosphate binding. The transcript is spliced from 3 exons. Bases 1 to 1890 code for a protein of 629 amino acids. Lineage: Eukaryota; Fungi; Ascomycota; Sordariomycetes; Sordariales; Chaetomiaceae.